AUGCCAUCGUUUCUCAACAACGAGGACAAUUCGGCCAUCUUCUCCAACAACCCCGACAUCCUCAACCUCGACCCCACAAACCAGUUCGGCCUCGCGACCACCAAGGAGAGGGUGAAUGGGGGUUCCAUCCGCCACACCCGAUCCGACACCAUCAAUGAGAGCUUCGACGAGAGCUCCAUCUCAUCCACUCACGCCUCCGACGUCUCCGAGCCCACGCCGACGCCUAUGAAUGGCAACGGCACGAGGCCCACGAGCAUGAGCUCCAUCUCCAACGGCCAGUCCGUUACAGCUAUCUACCCUCCUCGCCAAGAUGACGAAACCGACGUCUACCGGCAAAAGCCUAUGCCCAAUGGCACUGCGACUCUACCCGACCGCACAUAUCGACCCUCGGCCGAUACUAAUGGCGCCGGCCCCGUCAUGACAUCGAGCAACGGCCAUCAGUAUCCCACCACACUAUCAAAACCUCUGCCUUCUGAGCCCCCGGCCGAGGAGACCUAUGAAAAGCCCCCGAGCAGGAGCUUCGAUGCCCCGACCACAGCCCCUCCACCUCCCCCUGAGCCGCGUGGCUCACAAUCACAAACAGCAUUGCCAACCACCGCUCACCGGUUGUCAUCCCCGCCCGUCUACGUUUCUGGUAAUACUGCAGGUUCGUCCCCAGGACUCCUCCAGGCUCCCGGCCCAGGCGGCCUCAAGCAGAGAAACACACUCGACGUGCCAAAGCAUACACCUGGUCGAGGCUCCAGGGAUGGUAUGGAUACGGCACAGGCCAGCGGCCGCUUCUCUCCGACCGGCGCUCCUGCGACUGGUGGCCGACGGCCAUCUCUGAGCUUGGGUAGAAGACCAACCAGAUCGAUGCAGUCGGACGCACCCCGAGACGAGAUCAUUCCAGACGAGGACGCCCUCCGAUGGACAGAAGCAGUACGGGCAAAGCGGGCCAGCAAGCGGAGGAAGAAGGAAGAGGAGGAUGACGAACGCGUCAUUGUCGGCACCAAGGUGGACGAGACCCACGCCAACUGGGUAACGGCCUACAACAUGUUGACAGGUAUCCGAGUAUCAGUCUCACGGACAAACGCAAAGCUCGACCGGGAAUUGACUGAUGCCGACUUUGAGACUAAGCAGAAGUCGACAUUUGAUAUCGCCGGUAAUGAGCUGGUUCCAUCAGCCAAGUAUGACUUCAAGUUCAAGGACUACGCCCCUUGGGUUUUCCGUCGCCUACGUUCACUGUUCCGUCUGGACCCUGCCGAUUAUCUCAUGUCCCUCACGGGCAAGUAUAUCUUGUCAGAGCUUGGUUCUCCCGGCAAGAGUGGCAGCUUUUUCUAUUUUUCACGAGAUUAUAAGUACAUCAUCAAGACGAUCCACCACGCCGAGCACAAGUUUCUCCGAAAGAUCUUGAAGGAAUACUACCAGCACGUCAAGGAGAACCCCAACACACUUCUCUCGCAGUUUUACGGCCUGCACCGAGUCAAGAUGCCUUAUGGCAAGAAGAUCCACUUUGUGGUGAUGAACAACCUAUUCCCACCACACCGGGAUAUUCACACCACCUUUGACCUGAAGGGAUCAACUAUUGGCCGAGACUACAGAGAGGAGGACUUGGAGAAGAACCCACGUGCGACCUUGAAGGAUCUGAACUGGAUGAGGCGGCAGCGGAACCUGGAGUUAGGCAUCCGGAAGAAGCAACUCUUCCUGGAACAACUUCAGAGGGAUGUUGUUCUGCUAAAGCGCCUUCAGAUCAUGGAUUACUCGCUGCUGGUUGGCAUCCAUGAUGUCUCGCGGGGCAAUGAGGAGAAUCUACGUGACAAGACGUUGCAGGUCUUCAACCCUGGUGGUGAGAAGGCUCCUGAUGACGACCCUGCGUCGGUCCUCCUCCGCACGCCGUCCAAGUUGGAGAAUGCGCGAAAGGCCAGGGAGCUACGGCAGAUGAUCCGUCAGGAGCGACCAGUACCCAUGGGUCAAUCGGCAAACAAGAUGCCGGAUGAGCUGGAGGAGGGUCACAACCGAUCCGGGUUUGUGUUCAACCAGGAUGAUGGUGGAUUCAGGGCAACCCACGAAGACAACAGCCCAGCGGAUGAGAUUUACUACCUGGGAGUCAUCGACUGCCUGACUCACUACGGAAUUAUCAAGAAGAUUGAGCACUUCUGGAAGGGCUUGUCGAGCGACAGGUCACAGAUCUCGGCGCUACCGCCUGACCAGUAUGGUGAUCGGUUCUACCAUUUCAUCGAAGGGGUGACCAUGUCAUCCGAGGAGGCUCAUCGGGAGGCUGAGAGGAGAGAUCAGGAAAUGAUUGAGGCACAAGGAUCGGGCCAGAGGGUGUCGAGCUGGAAUUCGCGUCGUAGGUCGUCGCAAGCCAUCCCACCCAUGCCGACUCAUGUUCCUCCCCCGCCCCCUGGUCCUCGCUCUCCGGAAGCUCAAGAGACGGUAGAAAAGGCAAGCAGGGAAGCUGAGCGAGCAGAAAGGCACGGGCACACAGAGAACCAGGUGCCUGACCGAGUCCUGACGACUGCUGGCUCCAGGGGGGAUGCGCGUGACUCGAUGCAGCAUGAGCCUAUCCUGCCGGUUGUUGAGGAAGCAGGCGAGAAUGGCCGAGAUGACAGUCGACCCGAGACGCCACCCAAGGAUAUGAACAAGAACCUACCUCCGACAAGGGCACCCCCUCCUACACCACCCAAGACGGGAUACCAGAAGCCGGACAGCGCCGACAGCGGAUAUGCCGGGAUGAACCACAGCACCGGACCUGUUGACCAUGUCUCGAUGCUGCGAAAUAGCCUCGACAAGGAACUGCCGCCGCUCCCAAGAAAGGAGCAGACGAACGACAGCGGGGUGAGAAUGGUGGCAUAG
Molecule: messenger RNA, 2835 nt
Organism: Fusarium keratoplasticum
Lineage: Eukaryota; Fungi; Ascomycota; Sordariomycetes; Hypocreales; Nectriaceae
Product: PIPK domain-containing protein
Exons: 3
Coding region: 1-2835 (944 amino acids)
Biological process (GO): phosphatidylinositol metabolic process
Molecular function (GO): phosphatidylinositol kinase activity
Source: RefSeq, a predicted model, not a curated record